UCUCCAUGUUUCUCUCAGUUCACAGGGGCAGACCAUGGUGUCGGUGCUGGUCUUCAGCACCCUGCUGUGGCUCUCUCUCAUCCUGGCGCUCAGAUUCUGCCUCAAACUGCUGCUCUCCUACCACCAGUGGAUGUUCGAGCAGCACGGCCGAGUCUCCAACGUCACCAAAGUCUGGGUGACUCUGCUGAGGUUAUUAUCGAGCAGGAAGCCUCUGCUGUACAGUUAUCAGACCUCUCUGCCUCACCUGCCGGUUCCUGCCAUCAAAGACACGCUGACCAGGUACCUGGAGUCGGUGCGCCCCCUGUUGACCGAUCCGGAGUUUAAACGAAUGACCAAACUGGCCAAUCACUUCGAAGCUAACCUGGGAAACCGCCUGCAGCGCUACCUGAGGCUCAAAGCUCUGUGGGCCACCAACUAUGUGAGCGACUGGUGGGAGGAGUACAUCUACUUGAGGAGCCGAUGUCCCUUAAUGGUCAACAGUAACUACUAUGGCAUGGACUUUCUGUAUGUGACCCCCACUCCGGUGCAGGCAGCCAGGGCAGGCAAUACCAUUACUGCCCUGCUGCUUUACCGGCGCAAGGUCAACCGGGAGGAGCUCAAACCAAGUCGGGUUCCAGGCACUGUUAUCCCUCUGUGUGCGGCUCAGUGUGAGAGGAUGUUCAACACAACACGCACACCAGGAGUCGAGACCGAUGUGCUCCAGCACUGGCAGGACAGCGAGUUUGUUGUAGUUUAUCACAAUGGUCGCUACUUCCGGCUGUGGGUGUACCAGGCAGGGCGGCUGCUAUCUCCUCGGGAGAUUGAGCACCAGAUGCAGAGGAUUCUGGAUGACCCUUCACCGCCGAAGCCUGGAGAGGACAAACUGGGAGCUCUCACUGCAGGAGACAGGAUUCCUUGGGCUCAGAUGAGGAAGCAGUACUUCAGCUCCGGCAUCAACAAGCGAUCACUGGAUGCCAUCGAGAGGGCUGCUUUCUUCGUAACCUUGGAUGAAGAAGAGCAAGGCAUGAGGGGAGAGGACCCAGCGGGAAACUUGGACCGCUACGCCAAGUCCCUGCUCCAUGGAAAAUGUUACGAUCGGUGGUUUGAUAAAUCCUUCUCCAUUGUGAUCUACAAGAAUGGGAAGAGUGGACUGAAUGCAGAGCACUCCUGGGCUGAUGCACCCACAGUGGCUCACCGUUCAGGCUCAAGUGUGCAGCUCCCUGGCUGUUGCCCAGGCAUUGGCAGAUGACGUCGACUGUCACGUGUUUCCCUUCAGGGAGUUUGGAAAAGGACAGAUCAAGAAGCUACGCAUCAGCCCUGACGCAUUCAUACAGAUCGGCUUACAGCUGGCAUACUACAGGGUUGCUGAUGAUGGUUAUGGGGUCUCAUACAUCAUUGUGGGGGAGGAUAUGAUCAACUUCCAUGUGUCCUCCAAGUACUCUUGCAGUGAGACUGACUCCCACAGGUUUGGAGCUCAGAUAAGUAAAGCUCUCCAGGACAUAAUGACUCUCCUCUCAGCUGACACCAAAACCUCCUUGUCCUCCAAAGGCGCAGCGCAGCCUCAGGCCAAGAAGCUCCUCUGAACCCCACAAGAAAUAAACCCUAAAUAACCCAUCGUCAAGGUCCCGUCAUUUUUAAAAUUGCAACCUAUUACAUAGCAUAAGACAAAAGCAUUAAUUAUACAGACGUGAAUUUAAGGAGUAAAAUCAAAGAGAGAUUCCAUGGCAGUCACAUAGCUUUUGGGUCCUGUUCAGACACGACAGAAACAAAAAUGUGAGGAGCCCUGUCGUAUUAAACGGGUCAUCUAUGGUGCCAACUUUUAACCCCACAUACCUGCAUUAGAGGACUGCUGCGCCUUACCCGGGUGUUAUGAUUUGCAUUCUUCUGUUUUGUAACAUGGAGCUAAAAGCCUUUCUAGAUAAGAGGAUGCACAUGUUUAUUACAAGUCAGCUAGACCAGUGGUUCCCAGCCCCUGAAACCUUAUCUAUCGUUUAGUAAACUGACGACCCCUGUUUAGGUGACAUAUUGUAUGGUGUUUUUUUAGGAAGUUUAGGAAACUUUUUAUACAAUUAUCUACAUAUCUAUUUUCGAUUAUCUAUCUAUUAUGUUUUUUGUUUUUUUUGACAAGCACACACGCUUAAUAGGCUUCUUUUUUGACAGUUUCAGAGUUUUCUUGUCCCUGAUGCUUGGCCUUUCAACUGAGACUAUUUACUUUCUUUUAAAGAAUUGAACCAAAUGCUCAGAUAUAGGCCUACUGUGUAAGUUUUCUAGCACAUUUUGAGAAUAACAAGACCUCACAACCCCAUAUGAAGCUUUAGCACCCCCCGGUUUGGGAACCACUGAGCUAGACGACACGUGAACAUGUAAAACCGCUUCCAAUCCCUGCUUUCUCUGAGAAUAUGAAACCUGCAAUGGCCGAUUUUUAAGAAAGAGGGAGCAAAGGUCAUCACUUAAGAAGGAUGUCUUUAGCAGUAAGAAGCAAAGAAAGAGAGACAAAUGUCGCUGACAACAGGCGGACAGCAUUAAGAGACUCUAAAUCUCAAUAAAAGUGAAGGGGAAAAUGUUCUUUUAGAUGCUGUGCAGCAGUUCGGGGUUAGAUAGGGCCCGUCGGACGUCACUGCAAAACUCAAGAACAAAAGGAGGUUAAAGAAGUUGUAGCCACAUUUUAUUGUCAUUUAAUUUGAUGUAUGAAAUGGGACUAGAGGUUUAUAAACUAGACGAUGAAAGUCCCACUCUAAUCUGUAGGAAUAAAUAUUCUUCCACCCAAUGUUCAGGGUUACUUUCACCUAUCGCCUGAUCUCAGGAUAAGCCACAGCCGGAAUCAGUAGUUAGCUGCUAAUGUCUUACAUCUUUAAUGACAGACAGAAUGUGUCUGAAUGUGUACUGUGGUUUUUAUACGACACCUGCUAAGAGCUAAAAAAAAAUAGUAUGCCUUUCCAUAGUGAGAGGCCCUGUGGAGUUUUUAACCAUAGCUACCCCUAGGAUUGCCAUAGCACCAGCCUAGCACCCCCAAGAAAUAUCUGUGGCUUCUUUAGAUUUUUUUCAUUUUAAAAGUGUGAAUACUAUAAUUCAUAAUCUGAAAAAUGAAUAGAUACAUUAACAAAACAAACCGAUCUUUUUUAGAUUAAAAAACACAUGAUGAUCGAUCUGAUUCUGUCAAUGGGUGCAGCACGCACUUAACCUUUAAACUUACGUCCACUUCCUUUGCUACCGUCAUAUUGAAACCUGAAUUAUGGGGUUGAGUAACCCCAAAGCAUUAGCAACAGAAAAUCCCUGGUUUUCUUUUUCACUGCCAUUGCUGGCACAUAGCUGUGCUUCUUUGAGUCAACACGGUCCAAGGAAAUAAUAGUGUGGAACAGAGACCUACUUGUAAACACUUCUCUCCAUGCCGCUACUGUUUUUAUUUUAACUCCUUUAAAGCCAACUGUUAGCAUGCUUAGAGCAUAUCUUUAACCCGCUCAGACUGCUCUGGUGACAUUGGGCCUGAUAAUCAAUCAGAUUAUUAAAAAUAAUUCAUUGUAAUUUUAAUUAAUUGGAUUUAAUGUUCUAAAUCUUCAAAGUAACCAGUAACUACAGUAAAAGGUACAAUAUUUUCCUCUGAAAUGUAGUGGAGUAGAAGUAUUAAGAGCAAAAAUGACUAAUAUAAAGUAUCUCUAAUAUUUACUUAUGUGAAGUAAUUUCACAACUGGUUCAGUUGUUAGGUUGUGAACUUGGGAGCAGUGUUGUAAAACUAUAAGUAGUGAGUGAUGUCUUUUAAUUAGUAGCUCUAUCUGUUAUAAUUGAGGGUUACUGUGUCCCAAUUGGAAGGCUGCCAACUCCCCGGCGCUUUGUGUAACAACGCUGUGUUCAAAAAAAGAGUCAUGGGAACACAGGAUUCACAGUGAUGUUGACAUUUUAUUCAUUGCGGUACAUAGUUUUAAUUUAGAUUUACACACUUCCAUUACGUUCUCUGAUGCACUAAUGUUUUGAAUAUUUGACAAUCCAAUCAAAGGCUUUGUGCUGACCGAGAUCAGGUGGUAACUCACAAUGUAACCCUGGGUGUUGUCUUCCUAGCCAUGUGUAGGAAGGAAGCAGGAAAGGGUGGGAGAAGGUAAAUGAGCGCAAAUGACUUUUCCGUUUUGUUUGUUUUACUUUCUCAAUUCAGUGGAUUGCUUAAUUAAGGAGUGGCUCUUUUAGGUCAAAUGUGUCAGCUUAUCAGACACAGUUGUGUUUUACUGCUGUUGAAUAAAACGCACCUUGAGUGUAUUCUCUCCGUCACUGAGCCAGUUAUUAGUUAAUAAUUAUUUGUUAUUUGGGUCACUCCACCUUAGCUUGCAUUUGUUUUCACUACAGCUGACAGCUGCGGCCUCAGGGAGCGGAGCAACAGUUCUCAUCUCACCAUAACAUUACUUAAGCCAGAGCCCAUAAAUAACAGUGUCUUGCACAUACAAUUCACAAUUAUCAAUAGCAAAUGUAAAUCAACUAUCUUUCUCAGCUCUGAUUGGUUGUUUUUGUUCAGGCCCGGUGGUUCCUUCAAAUGCCAUUACGAGCACUAGGAGGAGCCAGAUUUUUUUCACAGAUUUUCAAAAUAUUUUUAUAAAAAUUACCUACUGCAGCUUUAAGUGCAUCAAAUGCAAAAGGCCAAACCAAUUACGUGCCUCAGUCUACUCCACUGUGCAGCAAUAGCACUAGCAUUUAGCAGCAGGUUUACAGUUUGCUUUGUGUUAGGACUAAAGGUUAAUAUUAAGAUUAGCACGGUCUUUUCUUACUGACUUGAUUUUGGGAUACAUUUGUAUUGUGUUUUUUUAUCUGUGUAACUACUGUUUCUGCUCUUGGUUAAUAGUUGAUGAUUGAACGUUUUUAAUUAAUUUGUGGGAAUUGUAGUUUUUUUAAUUAUAUAAUAUCCAAUGUUUACUGAUUUUACACUCCAAAAAUGCUCAUUAUUACUGUGUUUUUUGUCAGUAGUUUUGAUUCUAAAGCUUAUUUAAAUGUAAAUGUAGAAAGUUGUGGAAGGCUUUUUACAGAUGGUGAUGGUGUGUUAUGUGAAAUAAAAAUCUUACUGACUGUACAGUG
Molecule: messenger RNA, 5031 nt
Organism: Morone saxatilis (striped sea-bass)
Lineage: Eukaryota; Metazoa; Chordata; Actinopteri; Moronidae
Product: carnitine O-palmitoyltransferase 1, liver isoform-like
Biological process (GO): fatty acid metabolic process; carnitine metabolic process
Cellular component (GO): mitochondrion
Molecular function (GO): carnitine O-palmitoyltransferase activity
Source: RefSeq, a predicted model, not a curated record